Molecule: messenger RNA, 753 nt
Organism: Mesorhabditis spiculigera
Lineage: Eukaryota; Metazoa; Nematoda; Chromadorea; Rhabditida; Rhabditidae
Source: the annotation of a GenBank genome assembly
AUGGACCGCCAUUUCUUCAUCAAGACCAUCAGCAAGCGGGAGUACGAGCUGUACGAAGAGAUCUGGCCCAAGCUCAAGCAGAAGAUGAUGAGCGGCACCUCGUUUCUGCCGCCGGUGGUCUGCCUCUUCGUCGAGAAUACGCACGGCAACAUCGGCUACCUGGUGAUGAAGAACCUGUUCCUCGGUAUCAGCGGGCCAGCGUUUGAUCUGAAGGGGAGGAAGAAGACCAUGGCCGCCGGCAUGACAACCGGAUGUGACGACGAAUUUGUCGCUGACUUUCCUGGCGGCAUCCUACUCGAGAAGCGGGACCGCGACCACCUGCUGUCGAAACUGAAAGCGGACAUUAAAGAGCUCUCCGGUCUCGGACUGUACGACUACAGUCUGCUGCUCUCUGCUGAAAAGCUUCCGAACAAAGACCACGAAGCGCAGACUGUUGGCGACCGUUUGUUGGGGAAGACGCCGCUGGGCACACUGUGGGCGGUGAAGGUCUGCCUGCUCGACGUGCUCACCGAAGGGGUAGGCACAACCGGCUUCAACCUCUACACCUCUUCAACCUCUACCUACAACCUCAACAAUGUGAUUUUCCCCGAUCCGGAGGGCAAGAGCGCCGAGACGGUGCCCGGCUUCGACCGCUUGCACCUCCACAACAAAGAUGAUGGCAACUCGUCUGGGCCGUCCGGCAGCGGCAGCAAGGCGUCGGGCGGACGACGCAGCAAGAAUAGCCACCCGAAGAACCUGAAGAUCACCGAUUUC